Molecule: messenger RNA, 1046 nt
Organism: Panicum hallii
Lineage: Eukaryota; Viridiplantae; Streptophyta; Magnoliopsida; Poales; Poaceae
Product: NDR1/HIN1-like protein 1
Exons: 1
Coding region: 222-866 (214 amino acids)
Biological process (GO): defense response to other organism
Source: RefSeq, a predicted model, not a curated record
UGCAAACCUUUUAGACACAUGCGCUGCGUACCAGCACGCUUGCAUUGGUGUGCCACUACCACCUCUGCACAUUUUUAAAAGCCAUUACACUUUCCCACACUGCACAACACCUCACUCACUCACACUCACAGCAGGUUCAGCUCAGAGCCCCAGACACCCACCCACCACCGCGCAGCUGAGCAGAGCAGAGACCAGACCAGAGCAGAGCGCAGCCAUCAGCCAUGAGCAAGGGGGAGAAGCACCACCACCGGCACGAGCACCACCUGCGCCGCUGCUGCGGCUGCAUGGCGUCGUGCCUGCUGGCGCUGGUCCUCGUGGUGGCCUUCGUCGCGCUGGUCGUCUACCUCGCGCUGCGCCCCUCCAAGCCGUCCUUCUACCUGCAGGACCUGCAGCUCCGCCGGCCCAUCAGCGUCGGCGACCCGUCCCUCUCGGCGUCCGCGCAGGUGACGCUCGCCUCCCGCAACCCCAACGACCGCGUCGGCAUCCUCUACAAGCGCCUCGACGUCUUCGUCACCUACCGCGACGAGCCCGUCACGGCGCCGGUGUCCCUCCCGCCGCAGUACCAGGGCCACCGCGACGUCACCGUCUGGUCCCCCGUGCUGGCGGCCCAGGCCGUGCCCGUGGCCGGGUACGUCGCCGACGCCAUGAAGCAGGACGUCGCUGCCGGGUUCGUCGCGCUGCAGGUCAAGGUCGACGGCCGGAUCAAGUGGAAGGUCGGGAGCUGGGUCUCCGGGAGCUACCACCUCUUCGUCAGCUGCCCAGCCGUGCUCUCCGCCGGGUACCCCGCCGGCGGAUUCGGAGGCUCCAACGCCACCGUGUCGGCGCUCAAGUUCGCGCAGCCCACGGGGUGCAGCGUCGAGGUGUAGGCCCGCCGGCCGGUGAAUGUAUGUAGCGCGCGGGUACCCUGUCAACGUGGUGCUCUCUGUUAGUUUUCUUCGGGUUACAUCGUUACUUAAGCUGUUAAUUUUUGUUAAUGUCGUCUCAUAUUCAGAUCUUGUGGGAGAAUAAAUUGAUGUUAUAUAUAGACAUGUGUAGUCAUUCCGAAA